AAAGAUUGUAGCCCUUUAAGGAAGAAAACAGUGUUGACAAAUUAAGCUUCAAAAUUGGAGCUUUUUUCUUCUUCUUCGAUUAUUUUUCGCCGGAACUCUCUUAAAAAGCAAUGGCAAACAAUCCCUCGCAGCUUCUUCCGUCAGAGUUGAUAGAUAGGUGCAUAGGGUCCAAAAUAUGGGUGAUAAUGAAAGGGGACAAGGAGCUCGUGGGUACUCUUAGAGGCUUCGAUGUUUACGUCAACAUGGUCCUCGAAGAUGUCACUGAAUAUGAGAUCACCACUGAAGGAAGACGGAUCACAAAGCUUGAUCAAAUUUUGCUUAAUGGAAACAACAUCGCCAUUUUGGUCCCAGGAGGCUCACCUGAUCCCGAAUGAAAGUGUUAGCUCCUCCAUGUUUCUUUUAAUGUUAUUAAUUCCUGGCCAUAUUCUCAGUUUUAGUGAGAAAUCUGGUGCAGAACUUAAUUAGUUAACUUGGAUCACUGUAAGAUUCUCGAAAUUUGGUGGUAGGGCAGAGUUGGCAACAUUUACUGUCAUGGUUAAUGAUUGAUUGUGCUUAUCAUAACAUUUCAAAUGCUUUUAGGUCUAAUGUCACUUUAUUGGUCCAUCAUCCUUGUUAACUAGUAUUAUAUUUGCUUAGACGGAUUUAGCCUUAAGAAUCAAGAAGAGCCAGGUUUGGCAUUGUUGCAGUUAA
This is a messenger RNA of Gossypium raimondii (Peruvian cotton), 690 nucleotides long. RefSeq names its product sm-like protein LSM5. Gene Ontology annotation, biological process: mRNA splicing, via spliceosome. The transcript is spliced from 4 exons. Gene Ontology annotation, cellular component: U4/U6 x U5 tri-snRNP complex; Lsm1-7-Pat1 complex; U6 snRNP. The record is from RefSeq and is a predicted model, not a curated record. Gene Ontology annotation, molecular function: RNA binding. Bases 111 to 374 code for a protein of 87 amino acids. Lineage: Eukaryota; Viridiplantae; Streptophyta; Magnoliopsida; Malvales; Malvaceae.